CCUGCGGGACUCGGACCGCGCACCUGCUGGGCGUCGCGGCGACACUCAGCAGCAGCGGCGGCAGCGGCACCCCGGAGGCUCUCGGCGCAGGUGUCCUAGAGCACUGAUGGCAAACUUCAAAGGCCAUGCUCUUCCAGGGAGUUUCUUCCUGAUAAUUGGGCUAUGGUGGUCAGUGAAGUACCCACUCAAGUACUUCCACCAGAAGGGGAAGAAGAACAGACCAAGCCAGCAGCAGCAGCGUAUUGAGGUCAUUGAAGGUGCAAUCAAGACGUUGUUUUCAAUCAUUGGGAUCCUGGCAGAGCAGUUUGUGCCAGAUGGGCCCCAUCUCCAUCUCUAUCAUGAAAACCACUGGACGAAGCUAAUGAACUGGCAGCACAGUACCAUGUACCUGUUCUUUGCAGUCUCAGGAAUCACUGACAUGCUUACCUACCUCUGCUCCCACCUCGUGCCCUUGGGAUUGGACAGACUGGUUUUGGCUAUGGCAGUCUUCAGUGAAGGUUUUCUCUUCUACUACCAUGUUCACAACCGACCUCCACUGGACCAGCACAUCCACUCACUCCUGCUGUUUGCUCUGUUUGGAGGGAGUGUCAGUGUCUCCCUAGAGGUGAUCUUGAGAGACAACAUUGUGCUGGAACUCUUCCGAACCAGUCUCCUCAUUCUUCAGGGAACCUGGUUCUGGCAGAUUGGGUUUGUGCUGUUUCCCCCUUUUGGAACACCUGAAUGGGACCAGCAAGACAAAGACAACAUCAUGUUUGUCACCAUGUGCUUCUGCUGGCACUACUUGGCCACCCUUUGCAUUAUGGCCACGAACUACUCUCUCGUUUACUGCUUUCUAACUCGGGUGAAGAGACAUGGGAAAGGAGAAAUCAUUGGAAUCCAGAAGCUGAAGUCUGACCACACUUACCAGUCUGCCCUUCUGAAUGCUUCAGAUGAAGAAUGAGAUCAAACCAUGGGAUGACAGCUUUCCCUCCUUUGGGCCACAACAUAGCUUGUCCCUCCACUUAAAGCCUCGUCCUGGUGUGCUCCUAGGAGCCCAUACAUUUGUACCUCCUUGUUUAAUACAAAGCCUGAGGCUAGAAUACAGGAAAUCAGAACUUGGGUAUUUUGUUACCUUGUUGUUUGGAUUUUUAAGCAUAAUUUAACUUAAAGUCUGUAUUAGAGUAAUAUCCUACAUGUGGAAAAAUGAACAUCUGUCAACAACCUAUGACAGGAAGUUACCUUGUGGAUGAAACAGGCUAUGUAUUCUGUGGGAUACCUUGCUGCCUGAUAGUUUCCCCUCUUCCCUCAAGAAAGCAGGUGCUUUCUUCUCAGAAAGAUAGACUGCUGGCAUUUAAUCCCAGCAUUUGGGAGGCAGAGGUAAGGAGGAUCACUGUGAAUUUGAGGGCAGCCUGAGACUACAUUGAGUUCCAGGUCAGCCUGGCCUACAGUGAGACCCUACUUCAGAAAAAAACCAAAAAAUAAAAAUAACAAAGUCAGUUUAUGAAGGCCUUGAAUUUUAGCACAGAAAGCAAAGGAUAUAAAUUCUGAAUUAAUAGCAGAGCCCUGACUCAACUCCUGGUUAACAUUUACUUCUCAUGAGUACUUAAACGGAUAUAAAGGUUAAUGAGAUGUCCAACGAGGAGUCCACAGGAUGAUGUGUGGUGACGGGGGAUGUGGGAGGUAGGCACAAACUGAGGAAGGAGCAGAGGGAAAUGGGGAGUUGGCCCUAUAGAAAAAGCACACCUAGUCAUGGAAAAUUAUGUAUAUACAAUGAGUUUCUAUGUGAAAAGAACUUUCUGUGCUAAUUGAUGUUGAAGGGUCUUAAAGACGAAAGAAUACCAUUCAUUUGUACAACAAUGUUCAAACUUGAAAUGUA
This is a messenger RNA of Jaculus jaculus (lesser Egyptian jerboa), 1855 nucleotides long. RefSeq names its product transmembrane protein 45B (gene Tmem45b). The record is from RefSeq and is a predicted model, not a curated record. The transcript is spliced from 6 exons. Lineage: Eukaryota; Metazoa; Chordata; Mammalia; Rodentia; Dipodidae. The coding region runs from base 107 to 940 and encodes 277 amino acids.